AUGGACAGGUUCGACGCCUCGAGGCAAAAUGGCUUCUUCGGCGGAGGCCCCGCGGACGAGAGCAUGCUCGGCGAGCUCGGGGGCGACAUGGAGGACGACUACUCACUACCCCAGGAUGUGGAGGAGGUCUACAUCCCCAGCACCAAGGAUGAGGAGCUCGGCGGGCUCUUCGCGUCGACGAUGCAGAUCGCCGAUCGCGACGUCAACUCGUACAUCCAAACGUCCCCGGGCGGCCUGCUUCGACCCCAGGACCUCAUGGGCGCCGCGGCGGCGCCACCCGGCGCACCGCAGUCGCCUUUCCAGGCGCAGCAGCAGGCGUUCGAGGAGGAGCGCAGGAAGUACCAGCAGCAGAUGGCCAUGCAGCAGAUGAUUGCCGAGCGCGAGCGCGCGCAGCAGCAGCAGCAGCAGAGGUCGCAGAUGACGCUGGAGCAGAUGGAGGCUAUGCACAGAGCCAACAUGGGCGGCGGACCCCCGAUGCCCUCCGCGGGCAUGCUCCGCGGUAUUCCUCCGCCCCCGGCUCACAUGGCGCCGCCGCAGAUGGGUCAGCGGGGCCCCAACCCGGCCAUGGGAACGCCGCCCCCCAUGCAGGGCUUCCCCCCGCUGGGUGCGCAGGGCCCGCCCCCCGGCAUGCCCCCGCCGCCCGGCAUGCCCCCGCCGCCCCGCGGCUACCCGUCCCCCAACUUCAACAACGACCGCGGUCACGGCGGCCGGGGCCGGCGCGGCGGCGGCGGCGCGGAGUGGGCGGAUGCGAACAACGAGGACACCUUUGGCGAGUCCAACGUUCGCGGCGGCACGCACGUGCCCGGCAUGCCCGGCGUUCAGAUGACGCAAGAGGAGAAGCAGCAGAUGUCGCAGCAGCAGGACCAGGGCGGUUGGGACCAGGGCGGUGGGUACGGCCAGGGUCAGAGGAGGCAGCAGUACGACCGCAACGGCGGAGGCCGCGGGGGCAGGGGCGGCCGCGGCGGCCAGAGGCACAACCACCGCAACCGCAGCGCCAAGCUGAUGACCUCGGACGAGAUCGAGCAGAUCCUUCGCAUCCAGUGGGCGGCGACGCACCCGAUGGACAGGGCCGCGUACGAUCACGACUACUACUACCAGUGCUGGCUCAACACCAACAACAAGGGCAAGCUGCGAGAGCCAUUCGCCCCCGAGACGCUCCGAGAACUCGCGCCGCAGGCGAAGGAAGCGAGGGCGCCCACGGCGUUUGUCGCGCUGGAGGGCAUGGGCCGCGUCCCCUUCUCCAACAUCCGCGCGCCCAAGCCCAUCCUCGACUUCUCCGGUAAAGGGGAAAAGGACGGCGGCGGCGGGCGCGAGGAGGCGGACGGUGACAUGAGCGGCGGCCGCCGCCUCGAGCAGGAGCCCCUGCUCGCGGCGAGGAUCAUGAUCGAGGACGGCAUGUGCCUCCUGCUCGACGUCGACGACAUCGACCGACAGGUGGAGGAGAACAUGGCGAGGGAGGCCCCCGCGGCGAUGGCGCGACGCCGCGACUUUCUCCUCGAGGGGCUCGCCGGGACGCUCCGCCUCCCAGCGGCUCCCGUGCUCACGCCGCAGGCGGUGAAGCGAGGCGAGUCGGAUGCCGUCUUUGAGCGAAUCUGCGCCCUGCACAAGGGCCGCGUGAUGCUCGCCAAGCUCCUCCCGCGGCUCAGGCCCGGGUGCGGCGCGGCGUCGUCCUUGGUGUGGGCGGUGAUGCGCCACGCCCCGGCGCUGCUCAUCUCCGGCGAGGCGGAUAGGGACAAGUCCGUCGCCGCCGCCGGUCACGACGAGACACAGCACUUACGGGAUAGCGCGGAGCAGCUCGCGACGGAGGCGGCGGCGGCCGUGGCGUCCCUCAACUAUAACGCCACGGCGUCGUGCAUCGAGGCACUCGCGGGGGCGAUGGUGGCGCACGACCGAUCAAAACUCCCGAGCCUGGCGGCGGCUUCGGGGCCCGGGGCGUCGCUCGCUCAAUUGCUGCGUGCGGUGCUGGAGCAGGGCAGCCGGCUCGGGAUCCUCGGCGCGGACUACGACUCGUCCCCGGAGUGGUCGGAUUGCUUCACCACGCUGUUCGGAAUCCUCGACGCGCAGCUCGCGACGCUCCAGACGCACGUGGAGGCGACCAAGGCUGGGGAUAAGAAGGCCGCCGCGCAGGCGCUGGCGGCGGCGGGCGGAGCCGGCGGGCUCGACCUGCCCAGGGAUCUGUUGCGCGCGUGCGUGCCGCACUGCUCGGCGGAGCAGCGCGAGACCAUUCGCAACCGCAUCCAGUCGUGCCAGUGAACUCUGGCGCGACGCUGACAACGUCUCGGCCGCCAUUUUUUAUGACGGGUCGGCCGCAGACUCGAACAUCCGCGGGGGAGCAGUCUGGCUUUUUUUUUCCCGCCGACGGGACUGCUCGUGUGGAUGGCGGGGGGCACCGGCGCUCGUGUUUUUAUCCCUACGGGAACCGGGCCCGCCCGUCGAGUACUUAGAACUCACUUGCUUUUCAUAUACAUCACACUCUAUUUCACACAC
Messenger RNA from Micromonas commoda, 2487 nucleotides. RefSeq lists its product as hypothetical. Bases 1 to 2253 code for a protein of 750 amino acids. Gene Ontology annotation, molecular function: RNA binding. The record is from RefSeq and is a predicted model, not a curated record. NCBI's taxonomy places the organism in Eukaryota, Viridiplantae, Chlorophyta, Mamiellophyceae, Mamiellales, Mamiellaceae. The transcript is spliced from 2 exons. Gene Ontology annotation, biological process: P-body assembly; deadenylation-dependent decapping of nuclear-transcribed mRNA. Gene Ontology annotation, cellular component: P-body.